Messenger RNA from Lathyrus sativus (Indian pea), 246 nucleotides. The record is from the annotation of a GenBank genome assembly. NCBI's taxonomy places the organism in Eukaryota, Viridiplantae, Streptophyta, Magnoliopsida, Fabales, Fabaceae.
AUGGUUUGCUUGUUUUGCUUAUUGCCCCUUUUCCUCGUUCCAAUCGUGAACGUAUUGCCUAUUCUUUUCUACUAUGUUAUGGGAAAAGUAUAUCGGCUUUUUGGAUGGGAGUUUAGGAAACCGGAGAUGGUCCCUCCAGCAUGUCCUUACAAGCCUGCAGCCAAAAUGGAGAGUAAAGUUGAAACAGAAGAUGUCCCGGCUGUAGCUCCUGUUAAAGCUGGAGGAGUAGAUGUCAAGCAGGACUAA